AUCUCCACCCUUUAAUACAUGCCCCGUUCCUUUUCCAUUGCGAUUUGCGGGUCUCCCUAUUUGCCGUCUUCGCCUCUCUCCCUCUCCCUGCUUCUCCUUCUCUCUCGCUCUUCUGCUAAACGCAUCCCAGUGUAGAGACAAUAAUACGACCGCAUAUAUUUUCCGGGAGAAACAAUCGGGGGUACGAAGCCUAGGGAUGGAUUCAGAUCAAGGGAAGCUGUUCAUUGGUGGCAUAUCUUGGGAGACGGAUGAAGAGAAGCUGAAGGACCACUUUCAGAGCUUCGGAGAGGUUUUGCAGACUGUGGUGAUGAGAGAUAAGAUUACUGGGAAACCCAGAGGCUUUGGAUUCGUUGUAUUCGCAGAUCCGAACAUUCUUGAUGCCGUUCUCCAGGAAACCCAUACCAUCGAUGGUCGUACGGUUGAGGCCAAAAGGGCCAUAUCAAAAGAGGAACAGGGCUCCAGAACUGGAAAUCCCAAUGGUGGCAGAAGUUAUGGUGGUGGUGGCAGCAGCAGCAACAAGACUAAGAAAAUAUUUGUUGGAGGAUUGCCCCCUGCUCUGACCGAGGAUGGCUUUCGUGGUUAUUUUGAAGCCUAUGGCAAUGUAACUGAUGUUGUCAUAAUGUAUGAUCAGCAGACCAACCGACCACGCGGAUUUGGUUUUAUUUCAUUCGAUUCGGAGGAUGCAGUGGACCAGGUUUUACACAAGACCUUUCAUGAUUUGAAUGGUAAGCAAGUAGAAGUAAAACGUGCACUUCCUAAAGAUUUUAGCUCUGGCUCUGGCUCUGGAUCUGGCUCUGGCUCCGGAUCUGGUUCUGGUGGUGCCCGCUCAAUGGGAGGCAAUGGUGGUGGUUAUCAGGGCUAUGGAGGAGGUGGUGGUAACAAUCCAAAUUCGUAUGACAGUCAUAUGGAUUCAAAGUACGCGCAGCAACAAAACACUGUAUCAGGGUAUUCACCCUAUGCUUCAUCUGGAUAUCCCUCUGCUGGUUACGGGUAUGGACCGUCCAACAGUGCGAUGGGCGGAUAUGUUGGUUAUGGAAGUUAUGGUGGCGGAGCCACUCCUGGCUAUGGUGGACCUGCAGCUUCUGUGUAUGGAAAUCAAAAUGUUCCUGGCGGCGGCUAUGGAAGUGGUUCAACAGAUGGACAAAGAAGCUCAUGGAACCCUCAGGGUCCUGCUUAUGGUGGAAAUAUGGGCUAUGGAGGUGUGGGAGGUGGAGGAAAUACAGGCCAUUCUCCAGCUGAAGCAGCAGGUUAUGGGAAUCAGGGUUAUGGUUAUGGUGGGUAUGAUGGAUCUUAUGGAAAUCAAGCUUCUUAUGGGGCGGUGGGCCGUACUGCUGGCGGUCCACAAAGUAGCAAUUCCUCUGCUGGCGGUGGUGGAGAGAUGCAAUCUGGUGGGUACGGGGUAUAUGGUGAUGCCAGUGGGAAUUAUGCGUCACAACCUUCUGGAAAUUAUGGAACAAAUGGAAACCAAGCUGGUUAUGGAGGUGGUUAUGGGGGUGGCCCAGCUCGGCAAACCCAACAACAGUGAUGAGAAGUUAUUUUGCUUUCUGUGGAAUUCAGUCUUUUCAUAACGGGUCUUGUGUUUCAUGAGCUGAGAGAGGGGUGACUGUUUCAAUACAUCAUACCUGCUUAAUUGGACUGGGGAAGAAGCUCUCAAGUAAGGAGGGUGGUGAGAAGGUUAGGUGGAGUUUGGAAUGCAAUCAAUAUCUUGAAACUGGAACUGGUGAUUUGGGCCAAGCUGCUGUUGUUGAGCUCAUUCUACUCACAGCCAACAAUGGUAUGUUUUGGGCACAUCAGCACAUGCGGUUGUCUCGUUAAUUCAAUUAGGUACCUUAGAAUUUUAACUAAUAUAAUUCAAUACCUCAUAGAGAGGAUUACUGGAAAUGGUUGAUGAUGUACCCAUUCAUGGUUGAUGGUACCAAAAAAAUUUGCUUCAACUCAGCAGUUCAUUGCAGUUGAAUGAAUAGUGUACUUAGCUGGAUUAGAGAAAGAUUUUUAUGAAUUUUCUUGUAGGGUCA
This is a messenger RNA of Cuscuta europaea, 2015 nucleotides long. NCBI's taxonomy places the organism in Eukaryota, Viridiplantae, Streptophyta, Magnoliopsida, Solanales, Convolvulaceae. The record is from the annotation of a GenBank genome assembly.